AUGCCCAAAAAACGUGAAGCCGUCGUAUCAGAAGAAUCUGGUGAAGAAGGAACAAAAGACCUUGAUCAAGAAAGCGAGGAACAAUGUGAUGAGGAAACAGCGGAACCAGUUUUUUUAUUGAUAUCAGAACUCGAAAAAUUUGGAAUCAAUUCUUCGGAUAUAAAAAAACUUAUCGAACAUGGGUACACUACUGUACAAUCUGUCGCCUUCUCUCCUAAAAAAGCCUUAUACGACAUCAAAGGAAUCUCAGAGAUGAAAGCGGAUAAGAUUCAAUUGGAAGCCAUUAAAUUGGUCCCUUCAAUGCAAAGGUUCGAGACGGCAACCGAGAUUCGAAUGAGAAGAGAAUACUAUCUUUACAUUACAACUGGAUCACAAGAAUUGGACAGACUUCUGGGAGGAAAAGGCGUUGAAUCCGGGUCAAUUACGGAGAUAUUUGGAGAAUUUAGAACGGGAAAAAGUCAAAUAUGUCACACACUUGCGGUGGCCUGUCAGGCAAGAUAUUUAUUUAACUUUCUACCGACAAGGAAUACUAUGAUAUUGAUGUUCGAUUUAAUAAAGCUACCUGUUGACGUGGGUGGUGCGGAAGGAAAAUGCAUUUACAUCGACACAGAAGGCACGUUCCGUCCGGAACGAUUGGUUGACAUCGCCAAUCGAUUCGGAAUGAAACCUGAAGAGGUUUUGGACAAUGUGGCCGUGGCCAGGGCAUAUAACACAGACCAUCAAAUGAAUCUGUUGAUUCAAGCAGCUGCAAUGAUGUCCGAAUCAAGGUUUGUCACGGCUUUAUACAGAACCGAUUAUUCGGGAAGAGGUGAACUUGCAGCUCGACAAAUGCAUUUGGCCAAGUUCUUACGAGGUCUUUUGCGCUUGGCUGACGAGUAUGGUGUUGCGAUAGUAAUUACAAACCAAGUUGUGGCAACUGUCGAUGGAAAUAUGAUCCCGGGUGGAAGUUCGGACAAAAAGCCUAUUGGUGGAAAUAUUUUAGCUCAUGCAUCAACUACAAGGGAGAGAAUCGAAUUUGCAAAAUUUAUGAUUCUCCAUGCCUUCCCGAAGGAGACGCCAGAUUUUCUAUCGGUAUCGGGGGUAUCGAAGAUCCGGUUGAUUAAUUGUGUUGGAAAGUUCAUUCGAGUUGGCGAACUACAGCCUUGCAACCAUCCUAUCCAAAACCUUUUUAAAUCUGCUUCCUUAUUGCAUAUCAUUCAUCACAUACUUUAA
This is a messenger RNA of Acaulospora colombiana, 1212 nucleotides long. The record is from the annotation of a GenBank genome assembly. NCBI's taxonomy places the organism in Eukaryota, Fungi, Glomeromycota, Glomeromycetes, Diversisporales, Acaulosporaceae.